This is a messenger RNA of Ipomoea nil (Japanese morning glory), 735 nucleotides long. RefSeq lists its product as uncharacterized. The transcript has 4 exons. NCBI's taxonomy places the organism in Eukaryota, Viridiplantae, Streptophyta, Magnoliopsida, Solanales, Convolvulaceae. The coding region runs from base 1 to 735 and encodes 244 amino acids. The record is from RefSeq and is a predicted model, not a curated record.
AUGGUUGGAGUUGCCAUCAAGAACAGGGUUCCGGUGAUGGAGACGGACGGUGACGCAAAAGGCAGCGGUUUCGCGAUGCAGCUACGAACAGCUGGCAGUGGCAUCGGCGUUGCGUCGAGGUUGGAUGGCAGCAGUGGAGCUGGCUUUUACACGAAGAAGAUGAUGAAUGAAGCUAAGCUAAAUGGGCCAGUCACUCUUCCAAUCACUCAAUCAAUAAUUAUUGAUAUUCCUAUCCUUAAUGAUGAUAAUCACAAAGAGUGGAAAGACGCUAUUCUAUUGAAUUUAGGAAUAUUAGGGUUUGAUUAUGCUCUUCGCAUUGAGAAGCUUGCUGAGCUUACUGCGAAAAACACUGAGGAACAAAAAACGCUAUACGAGCGAUGGGCAACAACCAAUCGCUUAGGCGUAUUCCUCAUUAAGUCUAAAAUUGCCAGAGAGAUUCGUGGUCCCGUCGAUGAUAUUGAGGACAUUGAGCCAUUACUCAAGGCCAUCGAUGAUCAAUUUGCUGACGCGAACAAAUCUCUGGCAAGUACCCUGAUAAUGCAGUUUAUCAAUACGCGUCUUUCCACUAUCAAGGGAACGCGAAAACACAUCUUACAGCUCAGGGACAUUGCGGCUCAAUUGAAGAAGUUGAAAAUUAUUCUUCCAGAUGCCUUUGUGGUGCACUUCGCACUAAAUACCCUAUCUCAGGAAUAUAGCGCGUUUAAAAUUUCCUAUAAUACACAUAAGGAUGAAUGA